ACUUCAUCUCAUCCUACUUGCCAAAGGCCUCAAACUACUGGUAAUGAACAAUGGAUGAGAAUAGUUUCAGCAACGAAAAAGCGGACUCAGUUGAAGCUUUCUCCUGACUAUUACAAUCGAGCAGCAACUGCAAGAUCAAUAAUGUGUAGUGCUACUAAUAAACCAACCGAGAUCCCUCGUCAGUGGUAUAAUAUCGUUGCAGAUCUUCCAGUUAAACCCCCUCCAGCCUUGGAUCCGGAAACUCUACAACCAGUCAAGCCUGAAGAAUUAUCUCAUCUAUUCCCAGAUGAACUGUUAAAGCAAGAUAACAGUACCGAGAGAUUUAUUGAUAUCCCCGAAGAAGUUUUAGACAUUUACAGUCUAUGGCGGACAACCCCGUUACUCAGAGCCAAAAGAUUGGAGAAACUUCUAGGUACACCUGCAAGAAUAUACUACAAAUAUGAAGGUGUGAGCCCUGCUGGUUCACACAAACCUAAUACUGCAAUCCCUCAAGCAUAUUAUCAUGCAAAACAAGGAACCAAGAAACUUGUUACAGAAACCGGCGCUGGCCAAUGGGGGAGUUCAUUAGCGUUUGCUUGCAAUUUAUUCGGCCUCGGUUGUGAAAUCUGGCAAACACGAGCUUCUUAUGAUGGUAAACCCUAUAGGAAACUGAUGAUGCAAACAUGGGGUGCUAAAGUUCACCCAUCUCCAUCGGACAAAACUAAUGUCGGUAGGUCUAUCCUUCAGAAGGAUCCAUCCUGCCCAGGUAGCGCAGCAAUAGCAUCCACAGAGGCUGUGGAGAUUUGUACUGAAAAUGCAGACACUAAGUACUGUAUGGGGAGUGUUCUAAACCAUGUAGUACUACACCAGACUAUCAUAGGAGAGGAGUGUAUACGACAAAUGGAAGCAUUAGGAGAGAGUCCUGACGUGAUCAUAGGCUGUUCUGGUGGAGGAUCUAAUUUUGCAGGGCUUGCAUUUCCUUUUCUCCGAGAGAAACUUGAAGGAAAAAUCAACCCUAUCAUAAGGGCAGUUGAGCCUUCUGCAUGUCCUUCGCUAACCAAAGGUGUAUAUGCUUAUGACUCUAGCGAUACUACAGGAUUGACACCAUUGAUGAAGAUGCACACUCUUGGCCAUGACUUCAUUCCUGAUCCAGUCCAUGCUGGAGGUCUACGUUACCAUGGUAUGGCACCACUAGUUUCACAUGUCUAUGAACUAGGCCUGAUGGAAGCUGUAGCCAUGCCUCAGCUUGAAUGCUUUGACGGAGCUAUACAAUUUGCUAGGUCAGAAGGUAUUAUACCAGCACCAGAAUCAGGCCACGCCAUAGCAGAGGCAAUUAAGGAAGCACUCCAUUGUAAAGAGACUGGAGAAUCAAAAGUUAUAUUGUUGCUUGUGUCUGGACAUGGUCAUUUUGAUCUAAAAUCUUUUGAGAAGUAUUUGCUUGGAAAUAUGGUUAACUUGUCUUGUACUGAUGAAACACUACGGGCAUCACUGGCUGGUAGUAGUAUUCCAUCAGGUUUUGAACUGAAGUGUUAAGGUUACUAUAUAGUUGCAAUAAAGAGAAUCACCCGUCUGUGUAGACCUCGUGAAUCUACCGAUGAUGAAAGGCCAUGAACAAUGAAGACAAUGUUUGCUGUACUGUUUUAUGUGAAGUGUCAGGGAUUUGGGAACUCUGAAAUGUUUUAAGUCGUACUAUCCAAAGAUUGG
Molecule: messenger RNA, 1683 nt
Organism: Papaver somniferum (opium poppy)
Lineage: Eukaryota; Viridiplantae; Streptophyta; Magnoliopsida; Ranunculales; Papaveraceae
Product: tryptophan synthase beta chain 2-like
Exons: 7
Coding region: 55-1512 (485 amino acids)
Biological process (GO): L-tryptophan biosynthetic process
Molecular function (GO): tryptophan synthase activity; pyridoxal phosphate binding; L-serine hydro-lyase (adding indole, L-tryptophan-forming) activity
Source: RefSeq, a predicted model, not a curated record